CUUAUGGGAACUGGUUUCACAAAUCCCCCUUCUCUGAGUGGACAAAUUGUUUGGUUCGAGGGUCGCUUGGUCCAGUGUUCCGGAAAGCAAGUGCUUACUUGAAAAGGGGCCAACAAUGUGUCCGAGGGGUAAAAGAGAGGGCCUACGAGGGCGACAAAUUAAAUUAGGCUUAACAAGGACAUUAAGAGGGAAAGUACCUGAGGAUUAAAGAGCAUUAUGGUGAAGUGGUAAUUCACAGACCCAGAGCACAAAGGAUCCAACCAGUGCAUUACUUCAAGAGAGAGGAGAGGUCAUCUAGAACCAGACCCAUGCAGACUUUCUACGCAUCUCUCUGGGGAUCCACUGUGCUGUUGAAAUCUGCUCAUAUCCGCUAGCCUGACCAAUCAGAGCAGGCGUGGAAUGAAUCAAGGACUGAGAGAAUGGGUAUUCUCCAGGUUCUUUGACAACAUGUUGCUCUGUUCUAGGGAGCUUCAAAAGAGCUGAAAACCUUAUGUAUGUUAAUUGAAGUGAGUUGCUUUAGGCUCUUGUCACCUUACCCAUUUUGUGACAUAAUUUGUGAGAGGAGUGCUAAUACACACAUACAUGUGUGCAUGAAAUAAAAACCAACCUACACACUGGAAAGAAGAAUUAGAACCCAUUAGAAGAAAGAAGUAUCAGAGUGAGUGUAUGUGUGAAUGUGAAGCAGAAGGAGGGUGGUCACUAACGGGAAUAAAAGGAUAUGGAGGGGGUGGCUUGACACAAUACAUCUGUGGUUGCAGUAAUGAGAGAGAGAGAGUUCUGAACUUAUGUAAGAAGGAGUGGAGGUAAGAUAAGAAUGUGAAGCUGGGUUGGAAAAUAUAAACCAAAACAAGAGAGAAAAUACAUUGGCUGUAGUGAGGGAAGAGAAAGGAACAGGGGAAGGAGAAGCAGAAGGACUGCUUGUACAGAGACAAGUAGAGACUUAAAAGCUGAGAAGUGUUGCCAAACAGGAUACUACUGAAUUCCAUUCAACAUGGAAAAUAUGGAGCUGCCACCUCGACCAAAACUCUUUGACUUCCAUGGAGUCUCCAUGACCCACUAUUUCACUGACAACUGGGAGAACAUACAAAACUUCCAGGCCAGGCCAGAUGAUAUCCUCAUUGUCACUUACCCCAAAGCAGGUACCACAUGGGUCUCCUACAUUCUAGACCUGCUGUAUUUUGGUCAGUCAGCCCCUGAGCGUCAGACUUCACUGCCUAUCUAUGAGAGGGUGCCUUUCCUGGAGAGUGACUUCCAUAUUCUCCCUCCAGGAACAGAGCUGGCAGACAAGUUAUCCACUUCUCCUCGCCUCAUCAAGACUCACCUCCCAGUCCAGUUGGUACCCAAGUCCUUCUGGGAGCAGAACUGCAGGGUAGUGUAUGUGGCCCGUAAUGCCAAGGACAAUGCAGUGUCUUAUUUCCACUUUGACCGUAUGAACCAGGCACAGCCAGAGCCAGGAGACUGGAACAACUUCUUACAGAGAUUCAUGGAUGGAAAGAUGGUGUUUGGUCCCUGGUAC
This is a messenger RNA of Oncorhynchus nerka (sockeye salmon), 1516 nucleotides long. It is a transcript of the gene sult1st4, whose product is annotated as sulfotransferase family 1, cytosolic sulfotransferase 4. The transcript has 6 exons. Gene Ontology annotation, molecular function: aryl sulfotransferase activity. The annotation marks the transcript as partial. The record is from RefSeq and is a predicted model, not a curated record. Lineage: Eukaryota; Metazoa; Chordata; Actinopteri; Salmoniformes; Salmonidae. Gene Ontology annotation, cellular component: cytoplasm. Gene Ontology annotation, biological process: sulfation.